AAAGUAAUUUUCUUACAGGAUUCAAAGAAAUCUUCAGAAAAAAAAGUUGAAAAAAGAAUCGAGAAAAAAGUGAGAAAAGAGCCUAAGGAUGCAUCAAAGAAUAUUAUGCGUGAAGUACGCAUUCGUAAACUUUGUUUGAAUAUUUGUGUGGGUGAAUCUGGUGAUAGACUAACCCGUGCUGCAAAGGUAUUAGAACAAUUAACUGGACAACAACCUGUAUUUUCCAAAGCAAGAUAUACUGUUCGAUCUUUUGGAAUUCGUCGUAAUGAAAAAAUUGCAGUACAUUGCACAGUACGAGGUGCUAAAGCAGAAGAAAUUCUUGAACGUGGAUUGAAAGUACGAGAAUAUGAAUUACGAAAAGAAAAUUUUUCUGGUACCGGAAACUUUGGUUUUGGUAUUCAAGAACAUAUUGACUUAGGAAUUAAAUAUGAUCCUAGCAUUGGUAUUUAUGGUUUGGACUUCUAUGUUGUUCUCGGACGCCCAGGUUUCAAUGUAGCUCACAGAAGAAGAAAAACUGGAAAAGUCGGUUUUCAACAUAGACUUACCAAAGAAGAUGCAAUGAAGUGGUUUCAACAGAAAUAUGAUGGUAUUAUUAUAGCUGGAAAGAAAUAAUUACAUAAUUUGUAUUUUACAUUUCUUUCAUAAAACUUUUAAAAAUAAAAUACCUGUUUAAAAAAU
This is a messenger RNA of Apis laboriosa (Himalayan honeybee), 678 nucleotides long. RefSeq names its product 60S ribosomal protein L11 (gene RpL11). The transcript is spliced from 4 exons. Gene Ontology annotation, biological process: translation. Gene Ontology annotation, cellular component: cytosolic large ribosomal subunit; ribosome. The record is from RefSeq and is a predicted model, not a curated record. Gene Ontology annotation, molecular function: structural constituent of ribosome; RNA binding. NCBI's taxonomy places the organism in Eukaryota, Metazoa, Arthropoda, Insecta, Hymenoptera, Apidae. Bases 106 to 612 code for a protein of 168 amino acids.